Molecule: messenger RNA, 1290 nt
Organism: Anthostomella pinea
Lineage: Eukaryota; Fungi; Ascomycota; Sordariomycetes; Xylariales; Xylariaceae
Source: the annotation of a GenBank genome assembly
AUGUUCCAAAUCGCCAUCGUCGGCUUCCUCAUCAUAGGCGGCUAUGUAAGCUACCUGUGGAAGGCCGAGGGCGCCCUGCAGCGCCCGUGGAACCCCGACCCGGGCGCCGUCCUCUUCAGCCAGCGCCCGCUGCCGCCCUUCAUCGAGGAGUCGAGCAUAGCGACCUACACCUUCCCGCUGCGGACGCGGGGCCGCGACAUCGUCGACCGGACAGGGCGGCGCUUCAAGCUGUCGAGCGUCAACUGGUACGGCGCCAGCGACGAGCUGUUCAUCCCGGGCGGCCUGGACGUGGUGCAUCGGUCCGUCAUCGCCGCCACCAUCCGCCGCCUGGGCUUCAACAGCGUGCGCAUGCCCUACGCCGACGAGAUGGUCAUGGCCAACCCGGAGAUCCUGCCGCACCUGCUGAGCGCGAACCCGGACCUCGUCGGCGGGCGCGCCCUCGACGUCUUCCAGGCCUGCGUCGAGGCCCUGACCGACGCCGGCAUCGCCGUCAUCGUCAACAACCACAUCACGCACGCGACCUGGUGCUGCGGCGCCGACCCGUGCGACGCCGGAUGGGCCAACGACCACCUGGGGCCCCUGUGCCGCGUGCGCCAGUCCGAGGAGGACUGGAUCCAGCACUGGGAGACCAUCAUGGCGCGCUUCGUCGGCAACAAGCGCGUCAUCGGCGCCGACCUGCGCAACGAGGUGCGCGGCGUCUGGGGCACCAUGACGUGGAACCGCUGGGCCACGGCCGCCGAGAAGUGCGGCAACCGCCUGCUGGCCAUGGACCCGGACUGGCUGAUCGUGGUCGAGGGCACCGAGUCGGGCAACGACCUUCAGGGCGCGCGGGCGCGGCCGGUGCAGCUCGACGUCGCCGACCGCCUCGUCUACUCGGCGCACGUGUACGCGUGGUCGGGCUGGGGCAGCAAGGAAGGGCGCUACGCCAAGCGCAGCUACGCCUCCUUCGUGCAGGCCAUGCGCCGCAACUGGGGCUACCUCGUCGACGACGACGUCGCGCCCGUCUGGGUCGGCGAGUUCGGCGCCCCGCGCCACCCGGGGGAGGGCGACGCCAACUACUGGGCCAACCUGCUGCGCUACCUCAAGAGCAUCGACGCCGACUUCGGCUACUGGGCCCUCAACCCGCGCAAGCCCCACGAGAACCGCGUCGAGGGCUACUCCAUCAUCCAGGACGACUGGGUCACGCCCAUCCUGGACUACCGCCUGCGCGACAUGACGCAGCUCAUAGCGGGGACGUGGGGUGAUGAUAGGGGUGGUGACGACGGGGAGGAAGAGGAGCACGAAGAGUAA